UCCGCCCCUCUUUGCGCUACCAUCCUCAGAAGCCGUUGACGGCUCUAAUAGUGACGGAUCGACCCCCGCAAUAUUAUUUUAUUUUUCCUUUUUCAUUUGUUUUGUGGAAAAAAAGAAAAAGGAGUACAAGUAAGCUUCACUGCACACAUCCGUCCUCAGCAAUCCCCAUCAGAUCUCUUCAACACAUAAUCCUGUUUUGAGCUUUUGUAAGAGAUUGUGCUAACGGUAGCUAGUACACGAUUAUUGCUAAUAACUCCACGAUACAACCUCGAGACAAGUCGGGACAAGACCAGUCUCAGGACUCACCAUACUCAAUGAGCGUACAGCGCAAUGUCAGAGCGCUCUGGGCAAACGGCAAAGGGGAAGGAUGGCAAAACCAAGUAUGCGUCUCUCAACCUGUUUGAUACCUACAAAGGAAAGAGCCUUGAAGCACAGAAGCCAGUUGUUGCCCCUCGUCAUGGCUUACAGUCUCUUGGUAAAGUUGCCUCUACACGGCGCAUGCCCCCCCCUGCCAACUUGCCUAGUUUGAAGGCAGAGAACAAAGGCAACGACCCCAACGUCUCGCUCGUUCCCAAAGACGGCACAGGAUGGGCAAGCAAGCAGGAACAAGCAGACCCAAAGAGUACCGAUGUAUUGUCAGCAGCGCAGCCGGAGUCGCAGCAGCCUGUGGCCUCACAGACGUCUGCGCCGAGCAUACCGAGAACACCCCCAGCUCAAGAGCCUCCGACUCCAGCUCUAGCCGUAGGGCCAAGGUCUUGGGCUCCGGCCAGUGUUACACAUGGAGCACAAGGAGAUGGUGGAAAGGGAUCAAACCAACCAUCGCCAUUCUCUCGCGAGGAAUUUCCCACCCUGCAGGCGGCUGGAGACCAGGACAGAGCUGGCAAAGAACAGGCCACUGCAGAUCAGUGGUAUGGGCCAGGACCAAGCCUCCGCCCCCAGAACGUAACAAGUUGGCGGGAUGGUGGGGGCCGGGCAUUGGCACCCACCCUGGCUGGGGAGGCAGUUGCGGAGGGCGGUGCUGGGGGAGUCAUCCUGAUGGAGGGUGCUGCUGGGGCCCCUCCCAUCCAACAGCAGAAUGCAUCUUCUCAUGGGCCGCCUAGAACUCCCCCAACCAGCAACCCCGCGCUUCCCCUCCCCCAGCCAACUAUUGGCCCGCAGUUUCAGGCUUACAGAGGGAUCAUGCCUCCCUUCGUAAGUAUGUAUCCACCAUACCUGCCCUUUCCACCCCCUUAUGGUCCACAGGGACCUUACAGGUACCCACCGCCAAAUGAGGCUCCUAGGUUUUCUCGGAACCAGGGUGGAAUAGGGCCAGAUGGGCGACCCCCUGGAGGCCCCCGGGGUGAAGUGGUAAAACGCCCAUCCAUCCUCAAACAGGAUGACCUAAAAGAGCUGGAUGAGCUGGACCAUGAUGGAGAUGAGGGCUGGGCUGGAGCUCAAGAGGAAAUUGACUACUCCGCGAAGUUGAAAUUCAGUGACGAUGAAGGAGAGGAUGAUGGGGAGGAGGAACGGGGUGAAAAUAAAAAUGGAACCCGGGAGUCAAGGGAACAGCAGAGAUCCCAAGAUGGACCUGUACCUGUUUCACGUUCCAGGGCAUCCGACAGUGGAGGGGAUUCGCGACGCACCCCUCCUUCCAGUACUGAAGAUGGCUCUGUGUCCCCCUCCAGCAAGCCAGGCUGGGCCGAGGAGGGAGGUAGCAGCUGGAACAGUCAAGCAAAUGCCGGAUCUUAUCAGGGGCCUAGGCCUGGAUUAGGUGGCACUAGGGAGCAGCCCUCUCCCCCACCAGGUCCACUUCUUGGACAAGGGCCCCACUCCUACUACCGCCAGGACCGGCCUUCAAACCAGUCGCCAAUACCUGGCCCAAUCCUGGCCCCCCAGAAGCCCAGUAGUGCUCAUGCACAGCAGCAGGCAGGGACAGUGCCUGGUGGGCCAACUCCUCCUCCCUCCAACACCCUGCACCCUCAGCAACAGGGUGAGGAUGAAGAUGAGACAUGGCGACAAAGGAGAAAGCAGUCAUCAACCGAGAUAUCUGCAGCAGUGGAGCGUGCCCGUCGACGCCGUGAAGAGGAGGAACGGAGGAUGCAGGAGGAGCGCCGUGCUGCCUGUGCAGAGAAGCUGAAAAGACUUGAUGAAAAACAGCAGCAACAGACAAUAAAACCCAGCAGCCCCAGUGACGCUCCAGCCAACAGCCCUAGUCCUUCUUUGUCUGCACAUGCCUCAUCUCCCAAUGUCAGUCAGCCAUCAUCACCCUGCGUGGACACUGAAGAACCACCUCUGUUAUCCGCUCAAGGAAGUGGUGCAACUCUAGGGCUUACUAAUAAUAACAGACAGAGAGCUGGUAGCAACAGCAGCCACGACUCCAACAAUGAGUCCCAGCAGGUUCUGCAACCUCAAGCCACCCAGCAUCCACAAUCCCAGGAUGUCCCAGGGCCUGGAGAUAUCAAGGAGGAGCAUGUGGUGGGCGGUCCACACAUCCGCAGUACUAGAGUUGGAGAUGAUUCAGUGAAGGUGGUUGAAUGUGUUGGUGUAACAGGACGGCAGGGAAGUGGUCCUUCUGGGCAAGGCUUUUCCAAGUAUCAAAAAUCGCUUCCUCCUCGCUUUCAGAGGCAACAACAGGAGCAACUUCUCAAACAGCAACAGCAGUGGCAGCAGCAACAACAGCAACAUAACCAGGUUGCUGCCCAAAAUCAGUUGCAGUCACAGCCUCAGAACCAGCAGGGCCCCGCUCCAGGUACCGCACCACAGUCUGGGCCCAAACAGCCAACUCUUUAUCCUCCUGGCUCAAUGGGACGUCCUCCACCUCUUCCUAUGAACUUUGAUCCCCGCUGGAUGAUGAUGCCCUAUAUGGACCCCCGAAUGAUGCAGGGACGCCCCCCUCCUAUGGACUACUACCCUCCAAGCAUGCAUCCUUCAGGGAUGAUGAAUCGAGAGCGUUCUGAUUCAGGUGGCUCUGGGUCAGAUCCCUUUGAUAGGCAGCAGCAUGCUGGACCCCCUCAUUCCCAUCGUGGUACACCCCCCAUGGAUCCCAAACUGGCUUGGGGACCAGAUGUUUUUCCAGGAGGAACAGAGGGACGAGGUCUAAGCUCCCCUUUACGUCAGAAAGCAGUUGAGGAAGAGGAGGCUGGAAAAGGUCAAAGAAGUGACACUCCUCCCGUUCGUAUGCGAGAAGGAGGCACAGCGUCUGUUCAGCAGCCUGGUGUGGCUCCCAGCUCUCCAUCUGGCUCAUCCAACCAAACCCCACCACCUCUGGGGAUUCAAGUUGGGGGUGCAGGCCACCAUGCCCAUCAUCAACCCUUCUUGGAUGGGCGAGGAGGUUACAGCAGCUACCCUGACAAUGGAUCAAGAAUGGGCUCCCACCUGCAGCAAAGGGCUAACAGUGGAGGGACACUGCAUGGUUUUGGCCAUCAGGAAGGUAGUCAGCCGAACCAAAUCUGGGGGACUCCUCAUCCUCAUUAUGACCGUUCUGAUCACUCAGCCUUGGAGAGCAACUCUCAUCACCAACAUCAUGGUCCUCCCUCUCACGCCCCUCAUUUUUCUCUUCAUCCUCAUAAGCAAGAGAAUGGCAGGGAGCGAGAAAAAAUGGUGGAGCCAAAGAAGAAUGACCCUUCACCUCCACUCCAUCAGCCGUCCCUCUCCUCUUCCUGUUCAUCAUCAUCCUCGUCUUCCUCUGCCAGAGAAGAUGGCAGUGGAAAACAGUCUUUACAUAAUCAAGUUCCACCACUGCAUGAGCAUGAUACUGGAUCCACUCAUGCUUCAGGAAGGAAGCAGGACAAGACAGGAAAUGCGCAUAAUCAGCCCCCACAACAUUCUGGGCAGCAGCACCACCCUAGAGCCAACCCUCGCAAUCGGGAACACAAAACUGAGACGCACUGGGGCCCGAGGCCUGGUAGCAGUAGUGUGAGUGGAAGCUCUACUCACAACAGAAAGACAGGCUCUGGAAUUAUUGCAAUUACAGAACCAUCUGGAAACCAGGGUGCUGAGAACAAGUCCUUUAACCAAUCAGAUGGCAUCACAGUCAAGCGGGCAGGUCCUAUUAAGAGACCAGUUCUUAAAGAGAUUAAAAGGGAGGGUGGUGAAGGAGGAGGAGAAAAGACUACUGGAGGCUCUGGUAAAGAUAAAGAACAAGAUGCAAGUCAAACCACAACCAAACAAGAACCUGCCACUGGGAAUCAAGUCAUAUUAGCACCCAGUGGAAAAGAUGAUGCCGUCUCAUCAAAUAAACCCAGAACUGGUGGAAAGGAGCGAGGUAACACUGGGGGUUCAGGCAAAGGAUCCAAAAAUGGGGAAAGCUCCAUGCAGAAUUCUGGUUAUUCAGCCUCUCAGUCCAGGAGGGAAAGAGAACAUUCACCUGAAAGAGGGAGCACAACCUACCAUUCGUCCUCAUCCAGAGGUAGCCGAUCCAAUCGUGGCAGAGGAGAGUUCUAUGGUCGAGGCAGAGGCUAUAGGGGCACUUACGUGGGUAGUGCAGGUGGUGGCAACCGUGGAAAGGCUGGUGGCAGGAACAGCAGGGAUUAUAGGCCAGCUGCCAAUAGUGGUUACCACCAUCCAUCUUCUAAUCAAGAUUACAAAAGAGAGGCAUCAUCUGGGAGUGGCAGACAUGGCACAUCUCAACCCAAUCCUGGACGUGCUAGGAACCGUAGUGAGACUCGAAGCGAAGGCUCUGAAUAUGAAGAGGUGCCAAAGAGAAGGAGACAACGAGGAUCUGAAACAGGCAGUGAGAGUGCUGGAAGUGACCUUGCUCACUCUGACAAGGAAGAUCGCAAGCUCAACACCAAGGCUGGAACAGUAGGAGAGAACCCUACAACUGGCCCUUCAUCUUCUGCUUCAGUCAGAAACACUCAGACUAGAGUAUUCACACCAAGGGGAGUACCAUCAAGACGUGGUAGAGGUGGAGGUGGUGCUGGAGGGGGUCUCCAUAGAAGCGGAGGUGGUGCUGGAGUGUCUGGUGGACAAAGACCUGGACCUGGCUCUUCUUCCCAUGGCUGGUCGGCAAAGUCUGCAAAUGUGCGAAAGCCACAGACAUCCUCACAGCCACCCCCUGCUAAAGAUUUAAGCCGUGGAGUGAAUGUUGACAAGAAGAAACCUGCAGAACAGAAUCAGCCUCAAAGUCAAAGUGCAAAUCCCACCACAACUGUUGCCUCUGUGCCUACAACUAUCCAACAGGGGUCCACUGAGAAUGGAAAUGUUGGAGCACCAAUGUCUUCAACUAAUGCUCCAUCAAAUCCCGCUGGUGCACCUACACAGUCUCUUCCUCUGCCUGCCCCAGAUGGGCGGAACUUCCCUAACAGGGGAUUUGAGCGCCCUCCUCGUCGUAGGCGCCAUGGCCGAUCCCAGCAUCAGCAGGACAAGCCUCCAAGAUUCCGCAGACUUAAACAAGAGCGAGAGAAUGCAGCCCGUAUAAAUGGAAGCAGUGGAUUAAUUGAAGUCAUAGCUGCACAACAGCAACGCACUGCUCCACUGUUGCAAAAUUCCCUGCAACAAGCCAACAGCACUCCCAAUGUACCCGAUGCAGUAGUUGCAAAUGCAAAUCACAGUGUGUCCACAACUCCUAACAGUAAUAAUAAUAGCAGCAACCUUGCAGGUGGAAACCAAAAUUUCAAUAGUCACCACCACCAUCACUAUCAGGGUAACUCCCAGUCACACCCUCAGCACCAUCACAACCAUAACCCGGCCGGGGGCGCCAAAUCUCCAGAUGUCUCCAACCAGAACUCUGACCAGGCAAAUGAAGAAUGGGAAACUGCCUCAGAAAGCAGUGAUUUCACAGAGUUUCGAGAGAGAGAGGGUGGAGGAGGUGGUAAAUCCUAUUCCUCGCAUCACCAUCAUCACCACCACCACCACCAUCCACCGGGAAGAGGCGGUGGAGGGGGCGGUGGUGGCGACAGAGAGAUGACUGCUAAAGAAUUAGCCUCUGGGAAGAGGAGCUUCUCCAGUCAGCGUCCAGGAAUGGAGCGGCAGAACAGAAGGGUGAAUGCUGGUGGUGGUGGUGGAGGAAAAGGCCAGAGGGGUCCGCCCGGCACUGGUGGGCCAGUGGGUGGAGCUGGCAAUGGCGGGGGUAAUCGUGGUGAGAGGCGUGGCAACUGGCCUUCUCCCAAGAACAGGAAGUGAUUUCUUUUUUUUUUUGGAAAUGUUUCAAACGCAUCCCUCUAUCUUUGGCCACUUUUGUUUUCUGUAAAACUUCUUCCCCCUUAACAUGUUAACACAUUAUUAUUGUGAAAGAAUAGUUACCAAGACCAUGUACACAGUCUAGCUCUUUUGGUUGAUAGCUUUUUGUCCCUUAAUUGGAAAUUUACACUCGUGUCAUUUCACGCUCCCACAAUUCCUAAACUCUAUUGAGAUUUUACACAACACAGCCCUUUUUAAUGGAAGUAUUUCCUGACUGAACAUGCAUUCAACCCAAUUAUGUUUGCAUACACAAACACAGUAAGACAUCAACCUGACGAAAAUGUGCUUAGUUUGUGUAUGCCGGGCACGAUAUGUGUAUUUCUUGUAUGAAGUCUGGCUUAGUAUAAGGCCAAGGUUGGUGUACUUGUGUAUUAUUCACAUUACAUGUUGGAUUUUGGAAGUUGCUCUUUUAAUAAGAACAUAUGUAUCAUAAAAUAAUUUUUCCCCACAUUAGUUUUUCAUUUCUAUCUCUUUUUAAAGGUGGAAAUGUCUUUUUCCCUUCAUUAAAAGUGUUUUAAUAAAUCCCCCUUCAUUUUUGUCAAAACUCACAUAUUACUGUGCUUGCCCACUUACAACCACAGCUCUGUUUUUGUGUUGGAAUAUCACUGUCAGGCCCACUUAUUCAGAUCUACAUUGUAUAUUUUCUGUACGUUGGAGUCAUAGGUCUUCUCUGCUCAUUGCUUUGGGUUUUUUGGCCUCCACAUGGAAUUUUAGUCUAAUAGUGCACAUUAUACAUGUUUAUAUUGUUAGACAGAGUGAUCAUAAAUGAAGGUCCUUCAAUCGAUUCCCUUCAUGGAUCACAUUGUUAAGGCUCUUUUUUUCGGUUGUGAGCAAAUCCGAUAACUCUUAGCCUUUGCGUCAGAUCCUCAUUAGAUUUUUUUUGUUGUUGUUGAGAAUAUCCGUUACAGAUUUUCUUUAGUCUUGCACUUACUUAUAUUAAGCCAGUAAACUCCAAAACUCUCCUUUAGAUCGUUCUGUUUUUUCUUUCUCCUCCAAAUGAUUAGCUGUGUAUCGGACAUCUUAUUUGAUUUGGAUGUCAUACUGCAGUUCCAGGUGAUUAAACAUGAAAGUAUUGUGCUAUUGUUAUAUUCACUUACCAGUUCUAGGCAGGGUAGAGAAUCGCUCUUCGAUCACCAUCUGCAUUGUAAAUUCCCUUUUAUUUUCUCUCCUCGAAGAAACCUACGCGAGCUCUUUCUCCAGUGUGUAUUCCCACAAAGUCCCACAAAACAUGUCUCAGAACUAUGAUGAGCUGUCCUGCUCACAUCCUCGGACUGAUCUUCAAUUUACCAGACAUCUCAUUGAGACAAAAGUCAAUGCCAAGGAGUCUGCGGCCCUUAUGAGUAGUGUUACAAAAUGAGACAUUGGUUCAAUGUGCAAUAUGCCUGACGUCAGACAAAACCUGCCCAUCGAGGGAGCCCGAGUCCAGGUUAACGAGAAACCACAAACGCUUGACGUCUAAAAACAACAGAUCAAAGCAUUGUUCCCUCCUCAUUUUGACCAGCAUCUGUAUCCUAAUGGUGUAAGUUGGGGUUUGUUUGUUUCUUCUGGGAAUGCCUUGGUCUAAUGAAUAGCUUUGAAAUACUAUGUAGGGCUUUUUGAAUGAAAUGUAUGUGUGAGUAGGGCAUUUAAAAAAAAUGUAUGUGUGAGUUUAUAUCUGAUCUCUACAUGUAACGUGCUCUUUUGAGGGUAGAACGCUUUGUGAAAGGCGAACACAAAUCCCAAUCGCCCACCUUUUCUGACACUAUUAGGAUGUUUAUUUUAUCUAGGAUAUUUUCAUUAUAUACAUUCAAGUGUGUGUAUAUGUUAAUCCAAACGAAGUGGAGUGGAAAAAAAAGUGAAAUCGAUAUAUAUAUAUUUUUUCCUAUCUACUAAAAAAAAGCACUAAAACGAAUUUAUUUUACUUGCAGACAUUUCACCAAGCAUGGUUUCGUCCUCAGAUACAGCUUGGUUGGUCUAGUCGCUGUUUAUCAUCCCUCUUAAACUUACUUCAUGGAUGUGGUCACAUUAUUAUAUGUACCGAUAUUUGAAUAAAACCGAAUAGAAAACGUGUAUUCCUUGAAAUACUCAGAGAUUGUAUUAUACUUCUAACUAUAUACCAAGGUACAUGAAGUUGUUACUGCUGUCCUAGCAUUUAUGGCUUAUUAUUGGAACCUUGAUAUACACACAUGUAUGUAUAUUGGUAUGCAUCGGAGUUUGUCCGCCCCAACUUACAUUCCCACACACAAUUGUUGCCAUUUUAAGUUCAAGGGAGCAAUGUACAAGCAGAGAAGUGUCUUAUUAUAAUAAAAAAGUAUACAGAGAAAAAGUUAAAUAAAAAUCUUUUGUUUUAAUGGAA
Messenger RNA from Danio rerio (zebrafish), 8494 nucleotides. Lineage: Eukaryota; Metazoa; Chordata; Actinopteri; Cypriniformes; Danionidae. The record is from RefSeq and is a predicted model, not a curated record.